AUGGACACCACCUUCAUCACAAUCCAUGAUCUCUCCCAUGACGCCUCGAUCCGCUAUGCCUCUGAUAGCAUCAAGGUGGUCCUAGGCUACCAGCCUCAUGAGGUGUUGAACCGCUCCUGUUGGGACUAUUUCCAUCCCCAAGAACUGCAUUUCGCACGUAGUGUGCAUGGCCGCGGAGUUCGGCUCGACAAAGCCGCCGUGUUGAACUAUUGUUCCAUUCGUCAUAAGAAUGGAUCUUGGAUCGGGUGCGAAUGUGUGUUCACGGUCGUGUACGAUGUACUGAUCGCAAGUACCACGGUGUAUGGGCGAGGCAGAGGCAGUCAAAAGCGCGCUGUCGACGCGCCCAUUGUUCGCCAGCUCUUCGACUCUUCUCCCAAUGACCCCCGCUAUCAUAUGCUUACCUUUAUAUCCGAAAAGUUCUCAAGACGCCUCGCGCAGCCCCUCCAUGAGCCUCGUGCGGCUUUAUUUGUCAAUCGCUUUACCCGAACUGCAACUAUUAUGUAUGCGACUAACGGCGUGACAGAGAUUCUGGGGCUCAGCCCGCAGCAGCUCAUCUCCCAAAGCUUCUUCUACUGUAUCCAGGAUCGGUGCCUUCGAGAUGCAGUCCGGUGCUUAGAGAGUGCAAAGGCUAAUGAUUCGAUCGCUUACCUGCGUUUCUGGUUCCGCAAUCCCUUGCAAGGCGACGGCGCGGGAGUGGAUGGAUAUGAUGGUUCAUCCUCAGCUGAACCAUUUGGCUCCACUGCAUUUCCAUUAGAACUGGAAGCCGUUGUCUCAUGUACAUCAGACGGCCUUGUCAUCAUCCUGCGGCAUGCCCGCCCCCCGAUUCCCAACUCCAAUCUCCCACCCAAACCGGUUCCAAUCUAUUCGAAUGGCCUUUUCGCCGCGCCAUGGGCACUUCAACCAGUGCUGGCUUAUGGGACCCCGUCUUAUCCCCAAGACCAUCAAGGCCCUAAUCCAACCUAUCCCGAAAUCAAAACAACCCUUUGCAAAGAAAAUGAAGGUCCUGCACCUGCGUCGGUGGCUAGCCGAAAUCCGCCAGGAUCUAGUAGUGCCUUUGACUUCACACGACCUCCAUUCUAUACAGAUACAAAGGGAGUGGAGCCGAAUGGUCCUCUCGCCGAACUUCUUAUGGACACAAUUCGUGAUGUUGCCGUCUUCGCAUGGGGCAUCAUCGGUAUCAAUCGAUCGUUAGAGCAGUACAAGUGUGGCACUCCCUCUGGCAACGCGCAGCCGCAAUCGGCCGAUGCAAUGGUGGAUGAUAUGGCUCAGCCAGGGCGAAGUGAACCUGCGGCUGGCCGCGCUUGGCAGUGA
This is a messenger RNA of Penicillium macrosclerotiorum, 1311 nucleotides long. RefSeq names its product PAS domain-containing protein. The coding region runs from base 1 to 1311 and encodes 436 amino acids. Lineage: Eukaryota; Fungi; Ascomycota; Eurotiomycetes; Eurotiales; Aspergillaceae. Gene Ontology annotation, molecular function: protein binding. The transcript is spliced from 3 exons. The record is from RefSeq and is a predicted model, not a curated record.